Messenger RNA from Charadrius vociferus (killdeer), 1809 nucleotides. Its product is annotated as multidrug and toxin extrusion protein 1-like. Gene Ontology annotation, cellular component: membrane. The coding region runs from base 1 to 1809 and encodes 602 amino acids. Gene Ontology annotation, molecular function: antiporter activity; xenobiotic transmembrane transporter activity. NCBI's taxonomy places the organism in Eukaryota, Metazoa, Chordata, Aves, Charadriiformes, Charadriidae. The record is from RefSeq and is a predicted model, not a curated record. The transcript is spliced from 17 exons. Gene Ontology annotation, biological process: xenobiotic detoxification by transmembrane export across the plasma membrane.
AUGAAGCAGGCGAACCUCCCCGAGGAGAACGGCUUCAGCGAGGCAAUGGCCGUGGGCCAGCAGGGUCUCACACCCAGCAGCUGCGGGAAGAAACGCCGCUGGCUUCGGCGCCUGGUCCCUGACAACUUCUGGGAGGACGCGAAGAAGCUGCUGGUGCUGGCGGGGCCACUGAUCCUGAUCCAGCUGCUCAUCUUCCUGAUACACCUCGUCAGCUCCAUAUUCUGCGGCCACCUGGGCAAGGUCGAGCUGGCUUCCGUCACGCUGGCCAUCGCUGUUAUAAAUGUUACUGCCAUCUCUGUAGGUUAUGGUUUGGCUUCGGCAUGUGACACCUUGAUAUCGCAGACCUACGGCAGCAAGAACCUGCUGCGCGUGGGGGUGAUCCUGCAGCGUGCCACCCUCAUCCUCCUGCUCUGCUGCUUCCCCUGCUGCGCCAUCCUCAUCAACAUCGAGCAGCUGCUCCUCCUCAUCCGCCAGGACCCUGAGGUCUCCAGGUUAACCCAGCGCUACGUGAUGGCGUUUGUCCCUGCUCUCCCGGCAGUUUUUCUGUAUAGCCUGGAGACAAAAUACCUGCAGAACCAGAUGAUCAUGUGGCCGUUGGUGCUGAGCGGGAUCGUCGGCAACGUCGUCAACGUGGUCGCAAACUGCAUCUUCCUCUACGUGCUCCAUUUAGGCAUCACGGGCUCCGCCUGGGCCAACACCGUUGCUCAGUAUUCACAAACCAUUUUCUUGUUGCUGUAUAUUAUCGGCAAGAAACUCCACGUGAAGACCUGGGGAGGCUGGUCCAGCGAGUGCCUGCUGGAGUGGGACAGCUUCACCUCCCUGGCUGUCCCCAGCAUGCUCAUGAUAUGCAUCGAGUGGUGGACCUACGAAAUCGGGAGCUUCUUGAUAGGCCUGCUGAGCGUCAUAGAGCUCUCUGCCCAGUCCAUCAUCUACGAGGUGUCCGUUGUGGCUUUCAUGAUCCCCCUGGGGCUCGGCACGGCCGCCAGCGUGCAGGUGGGGAACGCGCUGGGUGCCGGCGACGUCGAGACGGCCAAGAGAUCCUCCUCCACCAGCCUGCUCUGCACAGGGUUUUUUUGCAUAGCUGUGGGGGUCAUUUUAGUAGCCACGAAGGAUGUGCUGGGAUACAUCUUCACCCCUGACAAGGAGAUUGUUGACUUGGUGGCCUGGGUCAUGCCCGUCUACGUUGUCUUCCACUUGUUUGAAGCCAUGUGUGGCGCCAGCAGCGGGGUGCUCAGAGGCAUAGGCAAGCAGAAAUUCGGUGCGAUCCUCAACGCCGUGAGCUACUAUGGUGUGGGCCUGCCCCUGGGCGCCGUGCUGCUCUUCGUGGCCAGGAUCGGCGUCAUAGGCCUGUGGCUCAGCAUGCUCGUCUGCGUCUCCAUCCUCUGCACCUGCUUUAUCGCCUACAUCUCCCGCAUGGACUGGAGGAAGGCGGCCGAGGAGGCUCAGCGCCGCGCAGGAGUGACCCAUCCACCGCCAGAGGAGCUGAACGCGGACCCUGAACCCUCCUGCAAGGCUCUUCCCUCUGGCGUGGGGCCAGUCCCACCGCCCCACGCGUACCCCCCUGCCGUGGCGGUGAGGGGGUGCAUAGCGGGAGUGGAUGCACAGAACGGCGUCGUGCUCACAGGCAUCACCAGGAUGGAGGGACCGACGUACCAGCUGGAGCCCCAGGCAGCCACUCCUGCCACGUCCCCUCCGGCCACCACCAUGGCCACCAAGGAGCUGAUCAUCCGGCGUGGGCUGGCGGUGGCUGCAGCCAUCGCAGUACUUGCGCUUGGCAUCGUCAUAAAGCUGAUGACCAGCAAACACUGA